AUGAGCUGUCAGCAAACUUCCGCCCCGCCCCGUCCCGUUCCUGCCGAGCGGACAGCCUCGGGGGGCUUCAGAGCGUACUGGAGCCACGGCGAAGGCAGUUUUACGCUUGUCAGUCUGAACCACACGGGCAACACCGGCUAUCAGGGCGACCACUGCCAUCCUGGAAUGUCUCUCAGAGGACCAGGCGACACUCUGCUCCUCCUGGUCCUGAACAUUUUAAACACUCGAGAGAAGAAGCGUCCUGGUCGUCGGCCUCGGUCCUCGUCACUGAAGUCUUCCAGCUGGAUGUUCAGAUUUCUCACCGCUGCCUCCACAAACCAGUCACUCUGGAGCAGGGCUGAGGAGAUGGGUCCCUUCCUGGAGACUUCUAGCUGCCUCUUUAGCUACGGCUUUUAG
Messenger RNA from Knipowitschia caucasica, 396 nucleotides. NCBI's taxonomy places the organism in Eukaryota, Metazoa, Chordata, Actinopteri, Gobiiformes, Gobiidae. The record is from the annotation of a GenBank genome assembly.